AUGAUCGCCGUUGAAAAUCAGUCGAGUUUGCGUGCCGGCUCCAGCCUGGGGCAGGUCGAGGAGGCAGCGAGCGACGGAAGUGUGGGUGGCGGCAGCGAGGCUGGUGGUGGAGCCGGCCCAACCACCAGCUCGGUGCCAGGUGUAAUGAACAAGGAGGGGCAGGAGGGAGAGGUGAAGAACGAGAACUGUGGAAAGGAAUCAACCGGUUCAGUAACUACACCUAGCGGCGUAGUAGGGGCGGCGGUGUCGACGGCGCCCGCGGAGGCUUCGACGAUGCCUGGUGGAGGCGCUCGAGGCAGCGACGAGGAGGAGGAGCAGGAGGAGGAGGAGGAGGACGUGGAAGUGGAGGGUGGAACGGCGCAGGAGGCGGUCGGUGGCGGUGUUGUGGCGAGCGAUGGUGGGGGUGGAGGCGGCAUGGCCGGCUUUUGGAGGCAGAGCAGACCCUCCAGUCCCCGCAUGCCGCCUCCGGAGCAGCCGGAGCUAACCAGGCCUAAGAGCCGACACGAGCCGGCUCCCGCGAGAUACAACAACCUCGGUUAUUGGAGAGCCAGGAGAGUCACGUUCUAUAAAAAUGGCGACCCAUAUUUUCCUGGUAUCGAGUUCAGGUUCAAACCGGGAAGGGACAUCGGCUCCUUGGAGGCGUUGCUGGACAGGCUGUCCCUGCGGAUGGAUCUGCCGAGAGGGGCGCGACACAUCUUCUCCAUGGACGGUGACAGGAAGCUCACCCUGGACGAGCUCGAGGACGGCGCCUCGUACGUCGUAUCCAGCUACAAAACGUUCAAGGUGAGCGAGAGAGUGGUUUCUAUUUAUAAAUAUCGAUAA
Molecule: messenger RNA, 822 nt
Organism: Apis dorsata (giant honeybee)
Lineage: Eukaryota; Metazoa; Arthropoda; Insecta; Hymenoptera; Apidae
Product: echinoderm microtubule-associated protein-like CG42247
Exons: 3
Coding region: 1-822 (273 amino acids)
Biological process (GO): axoneme assembly; photoreceptor cell development; retina development in camera-type eye
Cellular component (GO): axoneme
Source: RefSeq, a predicted model, not a curated record